Amphiprion ocellaris (clown anemonefish) is the source of this 1661-nucleotide messenger RNA. It is a transcript of the gene psmb9a, whose product is annotated as proteasome 20S subunit beta 9a. The transcript is spliced from 6 exons. Gene Ontology annotation, cellular component: proteasome core complex. The record is from RefSeq and is a predicted model, not a curated record. Gene Ontology annotation, molecular function: threonine-type endopeptidase activity. Bases 264 to 914 code for a protein of 216 amino acids. NCBI's taxonomy places the organism in Eukaryota, Metazoa, Chordata, Actinopteri, Pomacentridae.
CUGAAGCUGUGACCAGUUUGCAGCUCGGAGCACUGAGGAACAAUUUAACUUUCAAUUUCGAUUUCUUUCAGAAAAAAACAUGGAGUCCUUCUGAUGUUUGAUUGUAGAAUAUAUUUGCUAAACUACACGCGUGGAAAACUAAUUUUGAACUAUAAAUUACGUUUUCGACAACAAGAAAACUCUGUAAAACCGGAGCUGUUCGACUGAACGUUGACCGGAUCACUCUGUCGGUGUUUUUACCGGAGUCUCUGCAGUGCAUCACCAUGUUGGGAGAAACGGGACCAGAAUGGACGACCGAGGAGGUGAAAACAGGAACAACUAUUAUUGCCAUAGAGUUUGCCGGAGGGGUCGUGCUGGGCUCUGAUUCCAGAGUGUCUGCUGGGGAAUCAGUGGUGAACAGGGUGAUGAACAAGCUGUCUCCCCUCCAUGACAGGAUCUACUGUGCUCUGUCUGGAUCUGCAGCAGAUGCUCAGACCAUCGCUGAGAUAGUCAACUACCAGCUGGAUGUCCACAGUAUUGAGAUCGGUGAGGACCCUCAGGUUCGCUCAGCCGCCACUCUGGUGAGGAACAUAUCAUACAAGUACAAGGAGGAGCUGUCAGCACAUCUCAUUGUAGCCGGCUGGGACAGGAGAGAUGGAGGACAGGUCUUCGCGACCCUGAAUGGGCUCCUGACUAGACAACCUUUUGCAAUUGGAGGCUCUGGCAGCUCAUAUAUUUAUGGCUUUGUUGAUGCUGAGUAUCGCAAAGGCAUGACUAAGGAGGAGUGCCAACAGUUUGUCGUCAACACUCUUGCUUUGGCAAUGAACCGUGAUGGCUCCAGUGGGGGCGUGGCCUACAUGGUCACCAUCGAUGAGCACAGCACAGAGGAGAAAGUCAUUCUAGGAAAUGACCUGCCCACCUUCUUUGAUCAGUGACAUGUUUGUUUCCCUCACAACAGCCAUGGCUCAGUUUUAUUUUUUCUUUCGCACAGCGGUCAACUAAUCCAGCUUGUGGACCAAAAGACAUCAGACAAGUGUACAUUUGUAUCCCAUUUAUUCUUGCAUUUCUCACUAAUUCCCACAGUUUUUUAGUGUGUUAUCAGGCAGUCUCUGAGUGAGUUUAAUUGCAGUUGAUCACCAUUAAAUGUUUGAAAUAUAACUAAAAACAAGCUUACAAUAAGUGAUCUUUGAUUUGCUUGUCAAAGAAAAUUUUACUGACAUUAGUUGUUCAUUUCAGAGGGAUGAACAUUCUGUUGCUGUGACUGAUUGUUUAUCUGUGUCAUCCACGGUCACUUCCUUUUGUUAAACUUGCUGGAAGUCUCAUUAUUCACUAUGUUUUUGUGGUGUCAGAGUAAAAUGAAAUAAAUACACCUACUUUUGGCAAAGCCUUAAACCUCUCUGUAAGUACAGUCACACAGAAACACUUCUGUAUUUUCUGUAGCAUUAGAGCAGCAUCUCUGUGUGAACUAUUCAGUCUGACAAACACAUCACCACAAAGAACCAACACAGGAUUAUUUCACAAACAUUUCACUACACUCAACAGUGUGUUUACAAAUCCAAAUAUUAACACAAGACUAAGAUGGUUAGACAGUUUAGACUGGAUGUUAAUCCAGUCUAAUCCAGAAAAACAUUUUUGAAUAAGACCUCUCAUAGUGGAUACACUAACAAUGAGCCGUACACAUG